Molecule: messenger RNA, 2336 nt
Organism: Cynara cardunculus var. scolymus (artichoke)
Lineage: Eukaryota; Viridiplantae; Streptophyta; Magnoliopsida; Asterales; Asteraceae
Product: 3-hydroxy-3-methylglutaryl-coenzyme A reductase 3-like
Exons: 4
Coding region: 42-1802 (586 amino acids)
Biological process (GO): coenzyme A metabolic process; sterol biosynthetic process; isoprenoid biosynthetic process
Cellular component (GO): peroxisomal membrane; endoplasmic reticulum membrane
Molecular function (GO): protein binding; hydroxymethylglutaryl-CoA reductase (NADPH) activity
Source: RefSeq, a predicted model, not a curated record
CACCACCACUCUCGGUUUCCAUAACUCGCCGCCGGUUAAAUAUGGACGUUCGCCGGCGACCAGUCAAGCAUCAGUCGCACCCCAGAUCGGUAAAACAACAUACCGACGGUGAACUUCUAAAACCCCACAACCAAUUAAAAGCCUCCGACGCCCUCCCACUCCCACUUUAUCUCACCAAUGGUCUCUUCUUCACUAUGUUCUUCUCCGUCAUGUACUUCCUCCUCCACCGGUGGCGCGAGAAGAUCCGUAACUCCGUCCCUCUCCACGUCGUCACGUUGUCCGAGCUCGCCGCCUUGGUCUCGCUUAUCGCCUCCUUCAUCUACCUCCUCGGCUUCUUCGGCAUCGAUUUCGUCCAAUCUAUCAUCCGCCCUUCGCCCGAUUCGUGGGAAAUGGAGGAUGAGAACUCGGAACAACUCAUGAUUGACGAAGAUAAGCCUAUCAAACCAUGCGGGCAGGCCUUGAUCCCUCACAUUAUGACGACAAAACCCACGGCGGAUGUGGCAAAGGAGAAGAAGAAACCAUCACCCACCAUUGAACACACGUCGGAGGAAGAUGAGGAAAUCGUGAAAAUGGUGGUGAAAGGCUCAAUCCCAUCAUACGCCCUCGAGUCAAAACUCGGAGACUGCAAGCGAGCGGCGGCGGUACGACGGGAGGCUCUUCAGAGAAUCACCGGAAAAUCAUUAUCCGGUCUUCCUCUUGAUGGGUUCGAUUACGAUUCCAUUUUAGGCCAGUGUUGCGAGAUGCCGGUGGGAUACGUUCAGAUUCCGGUAGGGAUUGCCGGACCAUUGUUAUUGAAUGGGACGCAGUUUUCCGUCCCAAUGGCGACGACAGAGGGAUGUCUGGUGGCCAGCACCAACAGAGGUUGCAAAGCCAUCUUUGCCUCCGGUGGCGCCACCUGUAUACUUCUGAAAGACGGAAUGACGAGGGCGCCGGUAGUGAGGUUCGGCAGCGCCAAGCGGGCUGCGGAGUUAAAGCAAUUCUUGGAAGAUCCGAUGAACUUCGACACACUUGCAGUUGUGUUCAACAAAUCGAGUAGAUUCGGAAGGCUACAGAGCAUUCGAUGUGCAAUUGCGGGCAAGAAUCUAUACAUAAGGUUUUGUUGUAGUACCGGGGAUGCAAUGGGGAUGAACAUGGUCUCGAAAGGUGUCCAGAAUGUUCUUGAUUUUCUUCAGACUGAUUACCCUGAUAUGGACGUCAUGGGCAUUUCCGGAAACUAUUGCUCCGACAAGAAACCUGCUGCCGUGAAUUGGAUUGAAGGGCGUGGGAAGUCUGUGGUGUGUGAGGCAGUGAUCAACGAAGAGGUAGUGGAAAAGGUGUUGAAAACCACCGUGGCGGCCCUGGUGGAGCUAAACAUGCUCAAGAAUCUGACGGGAUCUGCCAUGGCUGGUGCACUCGGAGGCUUUAAUGCUCAUGCUAGUAAUAUAGUCUCUGCAGUGUACUUAGCCACAGGACAAGACCCCGCCCAGAAUAUUGAGAGCUCUCACUGCAUCACCAUGAUGGAAGCCGUGAACGAUGGCAAAGACCUUCAUGUGUCCGUCACCAUGCCUUCGAUCGAGGUUGGAACAGUUGGAGGUGGUACACAACUAGCAUCACAAUCAGCAUGUUUGAACUUAUUAGGUGUCAAAGGUGCAAGCACAGAUGAACCAGGGUCAAACUCAAGGGUGUUGGCCACAAUAGUAGCUGGCUCAGUUCUUGCUGGUGAGCUCUCUCUCAUGGCAGCACUUGCAGCUGGUCAGCUGGUCAAGAGCCACAUGAAAUACAACAGAUCCACCAGAGAUAUGACCAAGUUAACCUCCUCUUAGAGUCUCAAACAACUACUACUUCAUGUUCUCCUGAUGGUCUUCUGAUCCUUUAGUUUGCAAUAUUGGGGUUGACACAACAUGUAGACCCUAUUCGAAACCGGCUCCCGAUAUAUUUAUGAACAUAUAUAUCUAAAUAGAAUAAAUGUGGCAUCGAUGAUGACGGAAUGGCGAAAAGAGUGGAUCAUGAAUGGUUGAGGGGAAAAAGUUAGAAGAAAAACAAAAGGGAAUUGAAGUGCUGUUGUUGCUUUCUUUUGAAGCUUCCAUGUGAGUUUGGAUCUGUUCCCCAGGUGUAUAAAGGUUGUGUAUGUGUAGAGCUGGUGGUGGUGGUGGUGGGGAGAAUCAACAGAAACACUGAGAUCUAGGGCUGUGGCAUGGUGUUUGUUUUGUCUUUGUCUUGUUUCUUUUAAUGUGCUGCUGGUGGUCAUUAGGUUUUUGCAUGUGCAAAUGCUUUUAAUUUAUUUGUAUCUUGUCUGUAUUUCUGUCUAUUGUUAGUUUGUUUAUUUCUAUCAACUCCUAAAUCAAUCACCCAGAUCC